This is a messenger RNA of Cimex lectularius (bed bug), 2990 nucleotides long. It is a transcript of the gene ZnT49B, whose product is annotated as zinc transporter 9. The transcript has 14 exons. Gene Ontology annotation, molecular function: monoatomic cation transmembrane transporter activity. Lineage: Eukaryota; Metazoa; Arthropoda; Insecta; Hemiptera; Cimicidae. The record is from RefSeq and is a predicted model, not a curated record. Gene Ontology annotation, cellular component: membrane. Bases 605 to 2479 code for a protein of 624 amino acids. Gene Ontology annotation, biological process: transmembrane transport; zinc ion transport.
CCAGAUGAUACAGCUCUUCUUUUAUAAGAAUAAAACUGGAAUUUCAGUGUUUUAGAGUUCUGUCACAUCGAUCGAUUUUGAAGAAAUUUCAUUUGCAGUAAAACGUCUUUAGCGAUGUGAUUUGUGAGAUAAUAGCUCAAGAUGAAAAUUACCCGGCGAAAAUUAUUAUUCUUUUAGGGUUAAAUGAAGAUUGAGUUAAACGCUGAUUUACUUUUUGUUUUAUGUUUUAAACAUAACCAGUACAUAUGUAGGAAGAUGUAAUUAGUUUAGAGAUUCCGGUUUUGUUUUUAAAAUAUUGCGAAAUAAAACGACGGGAGACGUCGAAAGACGACGAAAAAGCAAGAUUGAACAAACAUGGAAACUGAGUUGAGUAACCUCAUCCUCUCUGUUAUAAUUUAGAGCAACACUCAAGAGCCAGUUAACAAACGCGUCAAUCCGUUUUAAUUUAAAUACAGUUGAACCCUAUUUAAUAAACGUUAAAAGGAUAGGAUUAGUUUUAAACAAAAAGGUUAAAAUCCGUCCUCACGAUUUGUUUUAAUCGGAUCUGAGAGGAGUGCGGAUUGACGUUUUCACUCUCGGAACCGCAUACAACCAUCUUGCUGUGAUGAUACCACGGUCAAAUCAGGUCGCGAAAUGCCUCUACCUCAAGUUCUACAACUACUUGGAUCCGCUGUCAUGCCUCACCGUCGUCCAGGCGAGGAACGUGACACGUUCGAGAGGCGUGAGGAAGUUUCCGUGCGUGAGGAACUCUUCCACUCAGCCUCCGCAGAGCCCGCCGGAGCAGAAAGCUGCUGCAUCCUCACAGCAGUCGAUGGAGAGCAAGACGGUGGACAUGAUUAAAGAGGCCGUAUCGAAGGGCGAUUUGAAAACAAUGGAACCGGCUGUCGAAAGCACGACUCCGAGCAAACAGACGAGUCAGACGACGGUAAUAAGCGAAUCCAAUCUAACCGGGAAACAAGAGCAGAUCUCCGAUGUUAAAGCGAAUCUAAACUUAUCGGUGAAGGAAAUUGAGGCUAGUGUCGUUUUGGGGAAAAAACCGAAGCCGGUGGAGAAGGAUGAGAAAAAAAGUCAGAAGCCCAAAGAGGCGAAACCAUUGAAAAAAGCUGUAAAGAAAAGAAUUCGGGUAGACCUAACUGCCACCUCGAUGGAACGGAAUUUUAUAACGCCGGCUAAAGCGAUGUCAGACUUCGCUUUAAAACCCAAGGACCUCGAAUGUCUCAAAGCGACUAAGAGGAGAUCUCCGUAUGAAAAUGAACCGCCAAUCAGCGUUUUCUGGAGGAAAGACGUUGAAGCCAAAGCGAUCGAAGUCUGGGGUUCAAAAGAAAACCUUAUGAAGGAACUUUUAAAAAGGGAGCUUGAAAGAAAGCUUUAUGUACAAAGUAUGUUUUCCAACAAAAGACGAUUACGUGAUUAUAGAAGGGAAGUCAGUAUUCAGACAGAAAUGGCCCUGAGGAACACAGCUGGUCUUUUUGGUUCCUCUGGUAAAGUCGUUCUUACAGCGAUCACAAUAAAUGGAAGCAACUUCCUCUUCAAGCUGCUUGCCUGGAUGUACACAGGGUCGCACAGCAUGUUUUCGGAGAGUAUUCACUCGUUGGCCGACACCAUAAAUCAGCUGAUAUUGGCUUUCGGAAUUCACAAGUCCGUUCAGAGAGCUGAUGCAGCCCACCCGUACGGAUAUUCAAAUAUGCGAUAUGUGGCAUCACUGAUAUCAGGAGUGGGUAUAUUCUGUGUAGGGACUGGCUUGUCUUUAUACCAUGGAGUUACAGGCCUACUAAAUCCACAGCCUACUGAGUCUUAUUUUUGGGCAUUCUGCAUUCUUGCUGGUUCCUUGGUUUCAGAAGGUGCUACGCUUAUGGUCGCAAUUAAUUCCAUCAAAAAGGGUGCUAAAGAAAGUGGAAUGUCUUUUCAAGAAUAUGUUUUUAGAGGUCAGGACCCGAGUGUCAACGUGGUCCUUUUUGAGGAUAUUGCUGCAGUUUUAGGUGUGGGCGUUGCGGCUUGCUGCAUGGCGCUUACAUCCGUUUAUCAGUCACAUGUUCCCGACGCGAUUGGUUCUUUGAUAAUCGGUGGGUUACUUGGUACCGUCGCCUCUUUUAUUAUUUAUACCAAUGUUGCUGCAUUGGUCGGAAGGUCGAUUCCACAAGAACUUUUAGAAAAGAUCAAUGCCGAGCUUGAAAAAGACGUAAUGAUCAGAGCAAUUCAUGAUGUUAAAGGGAUUGAUAUGGGGAAUUCUCUAAUAAGAUACAAGGCUGAGCUAGAUUUUGAUGGAAGAGAAUUGGCCAGAUCUUAUUUGGAUCAUCAAGAUUUACAAGCGAUGCUGGAGGAAGUGAAAGGGUUUAAGAAUGUUGAAGAGUUGGAAGCAUUUAUUCUGCGACACAGCGAAUGCAUUAUAGACAACAUUGGGAGUGAAAUAGAUCGGAUAGAGAUGAAACUUAGGACAAAGUUUCCUGAAAUACGUCAUUGCGAUCUUGAACUUCUGUAAAAAUUCAAUUAACUAUUUGAAAUGUUUUUUCUGUGAUAGAGCAGUCGCGAAAGUCGUAUAUAGUCAAUAAUAACUGUGACCGAGUAUAAUUUAGAAUGUUGUUAUUGAUACAUAUAUAUUUUUUUUAAAUGUUGCAAAGUUCCCAAAGAAAUUCCAUAAUAAUAAAAUUACCUUCUCUUUUUAUUGAUGGUUAGUUUGAAACUGUUAUACAAAAUAAACCAAAUGAUUGUGGUUUAUGUAAAUAGGUUUUACAAGUGUAUUUAUUUAUUUAUUAUUUUGGCUAAAACUCGUUAGUGUGUUAAAAACACUUGUGUUGUACUUACAGUAUAAUUUAAUUAUUUUAAAUACUGUAAAUGAAAAAUAAAAUUUUCCUAUAUUAUGUUGACUAUGUUUUAGUAAUAUUUUUGUAAUAGUAAAAGUUGCUAUGUUUUGUAAAUAUAUAAGUUGCAGUAGUGAACAAUAUCCAUCUAUAUAUAUUAUAAAAUAUUAUUAAAUAAACAGCUAUUAAUUG